CCAGCAGCGCACACAGGAGAAGAAGCCCAGGAUCCCCGGUGUCCAGUGUCUUGUCAGUCCGCCGUAGUAACGCAUGCACACGCCAUGAACACCGUUGCAGGGUGGUAGGUAGUCCCGGGUCCCGGGUGUCUCUCUUCACGGCGACGUGUGGUGGGGACGAGCCCGGCAGAGGAGCUGGUGCAGCGCCUGUGUCUUGGAAUAAAGAAGGCAUUCCUAUCUUUCCCUCGGUCCACCCCUCCCUCACUUUCUCCUCUCGGGGUCUGUAAAUUAGCUGGGGCUGUGUGGACCCUUGAGAGUCCCUCCCCCUCCCGCUCAUCCCCCACCACCCCCUUCCAACUCCAGUGCUUGCUCAGAUUCUGCUACUCUCAACGCUGCUGAGGGGCACUGGGGAGAUGCCCAGAUGAUCCACAGGGCCGUCCCGAAACGCAUCGUCCACACGGCCUAGAAGACUAACUAGAGCGAGUGGGAGAGAGCCCCUGGAGGGUGCAGUGAGUUCCCCAGUGAGGCCCGCCCAACGAGCCUGGCAGAAAGCUCGGCUUGCCCCUUCGCUACUCCAGCCCCUGAGAUGCCCUCCCCUCCCAAUGAUGGAGAGGAUCAAGGAGCGUCCCCCAUGAAGAGGCCAUCUGUGGGCUCCUACCAGAGCAGCGGCAGGAAGGCACACAUGAAAAAGAAAAAAGGCCGGAUCAACGCCAAUGUUGCUGGCACCAAAUAUGAGAUUGUUCGCAUUGCCAUCAAUGAGAUGGACUUCAUCAAGACCCGGGAUGAAGACGAGACGGCCAACCUCAUCUGGAGUGACUCGGCCGUGCAGCACGAGAAAAUCGCUGAGCUCAGGAAUUAUCAGAGAAUUAACCAUUUCCCUGGCAUGGGCGAAAUCUGCCGGAAAGACUGCCUCGCAAGAAACAUGUCCAAAAUGAUCAAGAUCCAGCCUCAAGAAUACAGCUUCAUACCCAAAACCUGGAUCUUCCCAGCUGAGUACACUCAGUUCCAGAACUACGUCAAAGAACUGCGCAGGAAACGCAAACAGAAGACCUUUAUCGUCAAACCUGCCAAUGGAGCCAUGGGUCACGGGAUCUCGCUUAUCCGUAACUGUGAGAAGUUGCCAGCCCAGGAACACUUUAUCGUUCAGGAGUACCUGGACAAGCCAUUCCUGAUGGAGGGUUACAAGUUUGACCUGCGCAUCUACAUCCUCGUCACGUCCUGCGACCCGCUUCGCAUUUUCCUCUACAACGACGGCCUGGUUCGCAUGGGCACAGAGAAGUACCAUGCACCCAGCGAGGCCAACCUGAGCCAGCUCUACAUGCAUCUGACCAACUACUCCGUCAACAAACACAAUGAGAACUUUGAGCGGGACGAGACAGUGGACAAAGGAAGCAAGAGGUCCAUUAGCUGGUUCACUGAGUUCCUCCGCGCCAACGGCUAUGAUGUGGCCAAGUUCUGGGGAGACGUCUCUGAGCUGGUGGUUAAAACAUUAAUAGUGUCUGAACCCCACGUGCUGCAUGCCUACCGCAUGUGUCGCCCCGGCCAGCCACCAGGGAGCGACAGCGUCUGCUUUGAGGUCCUCGGCUUUGACAUCAUCCUGGACCGCAAACUCAAACCCUGGCUACUGGAGAUCAAUCGAGCGCCGAGCUUCGGGACCGAUCAGAAGAUUGAUUACGACGUGAAGAAAGGGGUGCUGCUCAAUGCUCUCAAACUCCUCAACAUUCGGGCCAGUGAUAAGAAGCGUAACCUGGCCCAGCAAAAGGCAGAAGCUCAGAGACGGCUCUACGGACACGGCUCCAUGAAGAAGCUCUCCGCUGCUUCUUCAGACUGGGAGAAACAACGUCACACACUUGAGAGAAGGAGAGAAGAACUGAAAGAGCGACUGGCACAGGUCCGGAAGCAGAUCUCCAGGGAGGAGCAUGAAAAGCAACAUCUGGGGAACUACAGACGUAUUUACCCCCCAGACGACAAGCUGCUGUUGGAGAAGUAUGAAGGCCUGCUCUCGGCCGCCUUUCAGACCUUCCUCGCUGGGCGAGCUGCCUCACUUCAAAAGGAAAUGAAUAAUCCUCUGAAACGAAUGAAGGAGGAGGACAUCUUGGAUCUGCUGGAACAAUGUGAACUGGAUGAUGAGAAGCUUAUGGGCAAAUCCUCCAAGCAGCGAGGACCUAAGCCCUUGACCGCUAUGCCAGAAUGCAGCCAGACACCGAGACGUCAACGACCCGACUACCUGGCUGACUUCACCAGCGGCGGCAGCAGCGAUGAAAACUCCUGCUCCUCCUCGGAUGAAGAGGAGGAGGAGAGGAGGAAAGCAGGAGGAGGAGGAAGAGGUGGAGAGAAGAAGGAGAAGAAAGUUUCCUACGACCUUGGGGAGAGCAAGGAGAAGAACUUGGCUGAGCGCUCAGGUCGCAUGCACUGGAAACCUCCCGUCAAGCCGCUGAAAACCAGCCCCGCCCCCACCGCAUCGCCGACACUCUCCGGUCCAAUCAGGCGCUCCAUCUCCUGUCCGCGCUCCAUCGCCUCCCUCUCGUCACCCAGUGAAGUGCGAGGGCUGUCUACCAAGCCAUCGCCCACAGUCCCUGUGGCCACGCCCCUCGUCAGGCCGACCUCCGCCACGCUGCGCUCUCAAUCGCUGAGCCGCAGUGGCUCCACCCACCGCGUGCCUCACAGCAACAGCCUGGGAACCAUCCACUCUAACAUAAGCGAUCCGCUAAUAAACCUGAGGAGUAAAGAGCAGGAGGCGGAGCUGGUGCGGCAGACCCUGGCCGCGCUCACCGCCAUGAGGAUCAGGUUCCCUGGCAAAACCGAGGAAGAGGCCGAGGCUGUGCUGGAUGAGAUCCUUGACAACUGGAAAUACCAUAAACCAAAGGUGGCCUCCUAUUGGCUGGUGAAGCUGGACUCGACCAAACAACGGAAGGUGUUGGACAUCGUGCGCACCAAUGUCCGCUCUGCACUGCAGCGGAUCUGGAGAGAGCCAGAUGUGGAGAGCCUCCACCUCUAUCGGCUCUUUAACCGAGUCUUCAACCGGCUGCUCUGGAGUCACGGGCAGGGCCUGUGGAACUGCUUCUCCAACACCGGUUCAUCGUGGGAGACCAUCUUCAGUAAGAGCAGUGAGGUGGUGUCACCCCAGGAGCUGCAGUGCUGCCGCCGGCUGGUCCAGCUGUGCCGAGACUGCCUCCUGGUCGUCUUCAAGUUUGUCUCCGAGUCCCGCGGCUCUUUGACCGGACUCAGCCCCGAAUGGGAUGACACCAGGUACUGGAACGCUGUUAGCAGGAGCUGCCUCACUGCUCUGUCUCGGUGGAAGGUGUCAUAGAAAAGUCUUAGAAAGGUUCUGACGUCUUUGCCGCGGAAUGAUGGGUGAGGAUUUUCUGUUCCUGCUACCAAAAAUUUAGUAGAGAAUUCAAAGAAUGAAAGAGUGAAACUGGUUUAGUCAGUACGAGGCCCACGGUUUAGAGCCGAUACAUGAAGACUGCAGACAACCUAUUUAAACACUGUAGGUGGAUGUCUUUGCAUUUUGCAGUUGAUGAAUUGGUACAUUGCAUUUCAGUAAUCCUACAUUGCAAAUAUCUGCUCUUUCUAGCAUUUUAAAUAUAAUGGUUUGAUGCUUUUUUGUCAAACAUGACUCUAAACUCAGUAUAUUUGGGUUUUUAACUGUUGUUCAGACAAGGUGAAGAUUUCCCUCUGGUCUUUUCCAUCAGAAAACCGGCUUCGUUAGUCGCAGCCCAACCAAAAACACCGCAGAUCAUGUGGCUCUCACAGUUUAAGCCUCAUCUUUACAUUUUUCUUCUUUUCCCUCUUUUUGUCAUUUGCCGAGGGAAGGUUAGGUCGUAAAUCUUGAAAUCAUCAGGUCUUUAUUGAAGUUGAAAUGUGCAAAUGGAGAAGUCCAUAAAUGGCAGAGUCAAUAUAUAAAAAUAUUUGGUCUCAGUCCCGAGCACUAAUGCGCCCUGACCUCUAAAUUCUGACCUUUGCAUAUCUAAUCCUCUCAUUAUGUUCAUCCUUCCCCCUAAUCCCUGCGUCCCUGGCUCUCGCCUGUCCGCCUGUCUGUCUGCCUGUCCAGGUACGUGCUGCCAGUGACCUCCCAGUUCAUCGUGAAGUGGCCUUCGUCCAGCUUUGGCCGCAUCUCCUCGGCCAUGCCGCGCUCCCGCAGCCUCUUCGCCGCCAGGAUGGGCCACUUCUGAGGUCACCGUGGCAACCCUGGCUACAGACACCUCGCCUUUUUGACUUCACCCCCCCCUCCCCCCUUCCCCUGACUCUCACCCAGCCAAACUCCGAUCUCAGCAAUCCUGGUAUGGAGCUGGAUCGCUGGGCAGCUCUGGACACCGGAUGGGAGCCUCACCCUUCAGCCCAGCCCCCUCGUGGGAGCUCACCAAGGAGAGGCUGAAUGACUGAGGUUUUCUUAAGGGGCCUUGUUCAGUUUAGUUUAGUUUGGCCCUGCUCAGACCAGCAGGACACCGGUACCCUCCGACCCUCCCUUUAGCCCUCCUUGUAACGCCUGUAAUAUACCUUAAUCACUGUACAGUUACAAGUCAUGGUACUGUAAAAGUCGAGAAUAACAGAUACUAAACAAUGCAAGGAUUAUUUAUUUAUCUACUUAUUUAUUUUUUAAGGUAUUCCAUGAAUGCAGUGAAUGCUCAUGCAGAAUGCAAAAAUGGAAUGAUUCAACACAAGCUACCCCUUGUUUGGGAAGUGGAUUUAAAAAAGAAAAACGUUAACAAAAAAGCGUAUUUUUGCUGGCUAAAAUCAUUUCUCUUAUUUCUGUGGUAAGAAUUUAAUUUAUUUCAUAACCUAUAUCAGCGACUUUCUGUUUAGAAAUGUUAUAACAGUCACUUUAUGUCCCUGUUUUUAUGUCCAUGUCCAACAAUAGAGAGGUGGUGCGGGGAUAUUUCAAACUCUUUUCACUUUUGAAUGAUUAUGCCUCAUGUUUUACACGCGCGAUCGUAGGUGCAGAUUUGUUAUUAAGCAACAAAAUGCUCAGAAUGUGGACGUAGAAGAGCCACGCCUCUUUGCCUCAGCAUCAGGAGCCAAACCGAAGCCCCAGCGAGCGUCCAGCUCCUGACCCAGUGUAUGCACUUUUCUGGUUUGUCACAGAGAGAGAAAGUGGGUGCACAUCUUAGUCGUGUUUGCAUGCCUAGAUUUUAGUCCCUCACGUGGGCGUAGAGGUGAAACAGAGGAGCUGCGUUCGGAACAUACUUGAAGUCGUGUGUUUGUCAUGAAUCAUCGUGUCUUUGUAUCGAAGGGGACACUUCACCUAUAGAUUCCUUGUCUCGAUUAUGGAUGUGUUAAGGUUAAUAGAGAUGUGUUGCAUCAGUUAGAGAUCGUGCAGCGUCUCCUGGGACGAGCAGCUGCAGCCUUUUUUCUCCAUCGCACCGUCGGUACAAGUACCAAGGAAACUCAUUGGAUGUGCCAAUAAUAAGCACAUCUGCUUCACGUGUUCAGUUUUAUUUAUUCAAGGUUAAUGUAUCAUGAUACUACUGUAGGACCUCAGUUAAAUACAGUGUUAAAUGUAGAUAGGGAGAAACGUUGUAUGUUUAGCAGUUUACUUGGUUCAGUGUGACUACCCCAUCAGACGAUCGCUGACUCAACUGUUCAAUGUGGUAGUUUUGAACUGUACCAAAUUGUACAGUGCACAUUUUAUAACAUCUGUUUUGCUGGAUCUACUCAAAUUGACUUUUCCACACAAGCAGAACAUCACUUCACAAUGCCAAAUAUUUUUUUUAUUUUUUGCCUGAUAACGUUUGUGUUAUUUAAGAGUAGACCUUUUUUUUUUCAUUGGAGGAAUGAGAUUUUUAAUUUUACAUAGCAAUAAAAAUGUUUAAACAAACACAUGUUCAUCUUCCUGUUGUCUGUUCUUCUUGCAUCAAUCAGUGGAGCCCAGUUUUUACAAUGUAGAC
Molecule: messenger RNA, 5867 nt
Organism: Platichthys flesus (European flounder)
Lineage: Eukaryota; Metazoa; Chordata; Actinopteri; Pleuronectiformes; Pleuronectidae
Gene: ttll7
Product: tubulin tyrosine ligase-like family, member 7
Exons: 21
Coding region: 566-3289 (907 amino acids)
Biological process (GO): microtubule cytoskeleton organization; protein polyglutamylation
Cellular component (GO): cilium
Molecular function (GO): tubulin binding; tubulin-glutamic acid ligase activity
Source: RefSeq, a predicted model, not a curated record